CCUCUGACAUGCAGAUUCAAACAACUGAACCCUUGGGGAUUAUUCUCUAGUGUUCUGUGCAUCCUCUGGCGGUCAAGCGCUGAAGUGGACUGCUGUGUGGCAAUGGGAGAUGAGAGGCGCAUGACGCGGAUGCUGUUGGAAUGCAGUCUCAGUGACAAGUUGUGUAUUGUCCGGGAGCAGCAGUAUGAAAUCAUCAUCAUCCCAACCCUUCUGGUUGGGAUCUUCCUCAUUCUCCUUGGGGUCAUCCUGUGGCUUUUCAUCCGAGAACAAAGAGAGCACCAGCAGUCUCCUGGACUACAAGGUGUUGCCCACGUGCCUCCAUCUAGGGACCUAAGCUGGGAAGCAGCAAGACCUGAAGGAAGUGUGUUUGUACCACUUAAGGAGACAUCGGUGGAAAGCCUUCUACGAACUUCCACACAUGCCCUGGCUAAGCUGCAGGUGCCCCGGGAGCACCUCUCUGAAGUUCUGGAGCAAAUCCACAAUGGUAGUUUUGGGACCAUCUACCGAACCAAGAUAUAUACUGGGGACCCUGAUAAGCCCAAGAGUGUUGUCCUCAAGGCUUUAAAAGAACCAGCUGGGCUCCAAGAGGUGCAGGAGUUCUUAGGGCAAAUCCGGUUCUAUCAGUACCUGGGGAAGCACAAGAACCUGGUACAGCUGGAAGGCUGCUGCACAGAAGGGCUGCCACUCUAUAUGGUGUUGGAGGAUGUGGCCCAGGGGGACCUGCUCAGCUUUCUCUGGACCUGUCGCCGGGACGUGAUGACCAUGGAUGGCCUUCCCUAUGACCUCACAGAAAAACAAAUAUAUCACAUUGGGAAGCAGGUCCUUUUGGCUGUGGAAUUUCUCCAGGAUAAGCAUCUGUUCCAUGGGGAUGUGGCAGCCAGGAAUAUCCUGAUCCAGUGUGAUCUCACUGCUAAACUCUGCGGACUGGGCCUGGCUUAUGAAGUCCACUCCCGAGGGGCCAUCUCGUCUACUCGCACCGUACCUCUCAAGUGGCUUGCCCCAGAACGGCUUCUGCUGAGACCAGCUGGCAUCAAAGGAGACAUCUGGUCUUUUGGGAUACUGCUCUACGAGAUGGUGACUCUAGGGGCACCUCCAUAUCCUGAAGUCCCUCCUACCAGCGUCCUACAGUAUCUCCAAAGAAGGAAAAUCAUGAAGAGACCCAGUAGCUGCACACACACCAUGUACGGUCUCAUGAAGUCCUGCUGGCGUUGGAGUGAGGACAGCCGCCCCUCACUUAGAGAGCUACACUCACGCCUAGAAACUGCCGCUCGAACUGCAAAUGACAAGGCUGUGUUGCAAGUACCAGAGUUGGUGGUGCCUGAAUUGUACGCAGCUGUGGCAGGCGUCAGCGUGGAGAGUCUCUCCUAUAGCUAUAGCAUCCUUUGAAGAUCCCGGGGCAACACAUAUUU
This is a messenger RNA of Eubalaena glacialis (North Atlantic right whale), 1409 nucleotides long. It is a transcript of the gene STYK1, whose product is annotated as serine/threonine/tyrosine kinase 1. The transcript has 10 exons. Gene Ontology annotation, cellular component: signaling receptor complex. Lineage: Eukaryota; Metazoa; Chordata; Mammalia; Artiodactyla; Balaenidae. Gene Ontology annotation, molecular function: ATP binding; transmembrane receptor protein tyrosine kinase activity. The record is from RefSeq and is a predicted model, not a curated record. Gene Ontology annotation, biological process: multicellular organism development; positive regulation of kinase activity; protein phosphorylation. The coding region runs from base 103 to 1386 and encodes 427 amino acids.